CAGUUUGGAGGUUAAGAUUUGAAAACAGAAAAAUUAGUUGUCUUUUUGGUUUUGCAGUUUUGCACUGAAUUUUUCCAAACAUGGUUUCAUUAUUGAAUUCAAUAGAUACUGGUCAUGAAGACAUGAUACAUGAUGCAGAGGUGGAUUAUUAUGGCCUUCGUUUAGCUACUUGCUCAUCAGACAAUAGUGUAAAGGUAUAUGAUAUAAAAAACGGUGCUUCAACUCUACUAGAUGACUUGAAAGGCCACUUCGGGCCUGUGUGGCAAAUAGCAUGGAGCCAUCCUAAAUUUGGAAAUCUCUUGGCAUCCUGUUCCUAUGAUAGAAAAGUAAUUAUCUGGAAAGAACAACAAAGAAAGUGGUUGAAAUACUAUGAGUAUGCAAACCAUGAUUCCAGUGUUAACUCAGUUCAGUUUGCUCCUUCUGAGCUAGGUCUUAUUCUUGCCUGUGGCAGUAGUGAUGGAUCUAUUUCAAUCCUCACCUAUAAUCCAGAAACAAACAAUUGGGAUGCCAAGAAAAUUCAAAAUGCUCAUGCCAUUGGCUGUAAUGCUGUUAGUUGGGCCACUGCAAUCACACCAAUUGGCAAUGGGGAAACUGAUCUACAAAGUCCACCUGUAAAACGAUUGGUUUCUGGAGGGUGUGACAAUCUGGUCAAGAUAUGGAGAGAAGAUGGAGACAGGUGGGUGGAGGAAUCAAAACUGGAAGUUCAUUCUGACUGGGUUAGAGACGUAGCCUGGGCUCCAUCUGUUGGACUUCACAGGUACACAAUUGCCAGUUGUUCUCAAGAUCGCAGAGUAGUAAUCUGGACAAGUAAUGAUUGUAUCAAUUGGAACUCAAAUGUUUUGCAUACUUUUGAUGAUGUUGUGUGGAAUGUUAGUUGGUCUCUGAAUGGAAAUAUACUGGCUGUAUCUGGUGGAGAUAAUAAAAUUACUCUCUGGGAUCAGAAUACUGAAGGAGUUUGGCAGUGUAUAAGUGAUGUAGCAAAGGGCCAAGGACAAAUCAAUAAUCAAUGAUUGAUAAGUAGUGUUAUAGUG
Phaedon cochleariae (mustard beetle) is the source of this 1031-nucleotide messenger RNA. The record is from the annotation of a GenBank genome assembly. Lineage: Eukaryota; Metazoa; Arthropoda; Insecta; Coleoptera; Chrysomelidae.